Molecule: messenger RNA, 688 nt
Organism: Protobothrops mucrosquamatus (brown spotted pit viper)
Lineage: Eukaryota; Metazoa; Chordata; Lepidosauria; Squamata; Viperidae
Gene: NAA20
Product: N(alpha)-acetyltransferase 20, NatB catalytic subunit
Exons: 3
Coding region: 38-403 (121 amino acids)
Biological process (GO): N-terminal peptidyl-methionine acetylation
Cellular component (GO): NatB complex
Molecular function (GO): protein-N-terminal amino-acid acetyltransferase activity
Source: RefSeq, a predicted model, not a curated record
CGCAGCUUUUCUGUCAGAUGAUCUUUUCUUUGCAGUCAUGGGAAAAGCCGAAGGGUCCGUGGCCAGGGAAGAGUGGCACGGCCACGUCACCGCGCUCUCGGUGGCCCCCGAGUUUCGCCGGUUGGGGCUGGCUGCUAAACUGAUGGAGCUGCUGGAGGAAAUCUCCGAAAGAAAGGGUGGAUUUUUUGUGGAUCUCUUUGUGAGAGUAUCCAAUCAGGUUGCGGUGAACAUGUACAAGCAACUGGGCUACAGCGUGUACAGAACAGUGUUAGAGUACUACUCAGCCAGCAGUGGAGAACCGGACGAAGAUGCCUAUGACAUGAGGAAAGCCCUGUCAAGAGAUAAAGAGAAGAAAUCAAUUAUACCGUUACCACAUCCUGUCAGACCAGAAGAUAUUGAAUAAGUCGAUUCUGCGGUUGCUGUAAAAUAGAUCGAGAAUAAAAACCUGUAGAUAAAUGGGAACAAUCAGGAUAUAUUUAAUGCAACUGGGAGCUUUGGAAGAAAAAGAGAGAGAGAAAGAGAGUAUAUGCAAAUAUCAAAUGUUUUCACUUUUAGCCUGCGCUUCUAAAUCUUGUAAUGCCCCCCCCCAAAGCCAGAAACAAUCUUAUAACUUCCAUAUUUCUCACGAUUCGAUUUUAAAAAAUAUUAAUAAACCCAAAGGCCUCAUUUCUAAGAAGGCAGGACGGCU